This is a messenger RNA of Trametes versicolor FP-101664 SS1, 459 nucleotides long. RefSeq names its product NADH dehydrogenase alpha subcomplex subunit 8. Lineage: Eukaryota; Fungi; Basidiomycota; Agaricomycetes; Polyporales; Polyporaceae. The record is from RefSeq and is a predicted model, not a curated record. The annotation marks the transcript as partial. Gene Ontology annotation, biological process: mitochondrial electron transport, NADH to ubiquinone. The transcript is spliced from 5 exons.
UACCUCGACCCCGCGGACUCUUCGAAGCCGUACAAGGACCCGACGCCGCUGCCGUCGGACAUCCCGAAGGUCAAGGAGCUCGGCGUGACGAGCGCGCCGCUGAAGAGCGCGGCGUUCUUCCUCGGAGCGUACUGCAAGGAUUACAAUGAGGACUUCAUGCUUUGCAAGUCGGAAAGUGCGGACCCUGCGCACUGUCUGAAGGAGGGCCGGCGAGUGACGCGCUGCGCGCAGGACCUGAUCGCCAAGCUACGUGAGAACUGCCUGUCCGAGUUCAACGAGCACUGGGGCUGUUUGGAAAAGAACAACCAGGAAUACUACCACUGCCGCAAGGACGAGCGUGUCCUCAACAAGUGCGUCUUCGAGAAGCUCGGUCUGUCGAAGACGAUCCCCGGCGCCCCUGCGGGCAAGACCCCCAUCCACGAGGUCAAGAACCCUGUGUACACUGGCGUGCAGAAGUAG